AUGCGUAAAUUGCGAAGGUCCACAUUCAGCAGCUUAUAUGAAUUGUCCAAACUAAAAGCUGAAGCAGCAAUACAGAAAGUAAAGGUAAUGGAAAACAUAAACUAUGCAGAAGAAAAAAGAAAAGUAAAUAUAACCCUCCAAAAACCUACUACGUCCUAUUCUGCUGCCGUCCAAAAGUCAUCAGAAAUGAACAUUCAGCAGAUCAUAUCACAAUAA
Molecule: messenger RNA, 216 nt
Organism: Acanthoscelides obtectus
Lineage: Eukaryota; Metazoa; Arthropoda; Insecta; Coleoptera; Chrysomelidae
Source: the annotation of a GenBank genome assembly